AUGUCACUCAUCGCGAGUGAGAUCGCGGCCUUUGUGGGUGCUGCCCUCGCUGGCACUUACAUCGCCUGGUCGGUCCUUGAGCGCAUCGUCCUGGUCGCCGCGAAUGAGCACCUCACGCCUUUUGCCUCCUACGCUUCCCUUGGCGUCGCCAUUGUCUUGGUUCCAGUCUUCGCUCUUCUCCGCAGGAAUCACCACUACCUUCGGGGUACGCGCGUCAAUGGAUGCAAGCUGGCCAGUGUGUAUCCUCAUCGGGAUCCGAUCUUAGGCUUGGACGUUCUCCGCAUUUCGGUCAAAGCGCUCAAGGAGUAUAAACUGCUGGAGCUAUGGGAUAAGCUUCUCAACACUUAUAACGGAACGUAUUGGUUCAGCUCCACGGGUAAGUGGAUGCUUAUUACGUCGGAGCCAGAGAACUUCAAAACCUUGCUAUCGACGAGAUUCGAGGACUGGCCGAUGAAAUCGCUGCGACAACAAGUGAGCAUCUUAACACUUGGCCCCUAUUCCAUAUUCGCCGUCAACGGACCCGAAUGGCAGCAUACACGCGCCAUGAUUCGCCCGAGCUUCGUGCGGAAUCAGAUUGCCGAUCUAGAGUGCACCGAUAGACAUGUUGAGAACUUCUUGGCAAGACUUCCACGGGAUGGAUGCAAGUUUGAUAUAGACAAGCUGCUAUACCAUUUCACCAUGGAUGUAUCAACUGAUUUCAUGUUCGGAUACUCAACCUCUAUUUUGACGUCCCCCACAAAAGAGUCUCUGGAAUUCAUGACGGCCUUUGAUUACCUCCUCACUACUUCAACGAACCGCGCCCGUUUGGGAUGGUUGGCGUUAUUGAAGCCAGAUAAGAAGUUCGAUGAAUAUGUCAAGAUCACCCAGCAGUUUGUCGACCACCACGUAUCCCAGGCGCUCGCCCAAGAGAAGAUGGAGAGGCCCUACAUCUUCAUGAACGAAAUCAUCAAAUCGGGAGCUUCUCACCGUGAGGUGCGAGAUCAACUGCUUUCACUGAUUCUGGGCGGCCGCGACACGAGUGCUAGUACCAUGUCCUCACUCUUCUGGGUCCUGGCUCGACGACCAGAUGUGCUGAAGAAGCUGAGAGAGGAAAUUGCCGAGCUGGAAGGCCGCAAGCCCACUUGGGAAGAGUUGAAGAACCUCAAGUAUCUGAACAUGGUGCUGAAAGAAACUUUACGGUUGUAUGCUGCUGUAGCAAGCAACAUGCGCACUGCUGAAAGGGAUACAGUCCUGCCAAAGGGCGGUGGCCCUGAUGGCCAGAGCCCUCUCUUCGUUCCUAAAGGCACCGACUGUCGGUUCACAACCUACAGCUUGCAUCGUAGAAAAGAUUAUUGGGGUGAUGACGCUGACGAAUUUCGGCCCGAGAGAUGGGAAACGCAUCGGCCGGGGUGGGAAUAUAUUCCGUUCAGCGGUGGCCCUCGAAUCUGUAUUGGCCAGCAGUUUGCUCUGACCCAGAUGCUGUACUUGAUCACACGGGUGCUCCAGACAUUUGGCGACGUCCAGCCUGGAGAUGAUAAGCCAAUGCUACAUCAAGUCGGCUCAACUAUAUCGAUGGUUAACGGAUGUUGGAUUCACUUGACUCCUGUAGAGUAG
Trichoderma breve is the source of this 1593-nucleotide messenger RNA. Its product is annotated as cytochrome p450 domain-containing protein. Lineage: Eukaryota; Fungi; Ascomycota; Sordariomycetes; Hypocreales; Hypocreaceae. The coding region runs from base 1 to 1593 and encodes 530 amino acids. The record is from RefSeq and is a predicted model, not a curated record. The transcript has 4 exons. Gene Ontology annotation, molecular function: heme binding; oxidoreductase activity, acting on paired donors, with incorporation or reduction of molecular oxygen, reduced flavin or flavoprotein as one donor, and incorporation of one atom of oxygen; iron ion binding.